This is a messenger RNA of Sebastes umbrosus (honeycomb rockfish), 4232 nucleotides long. Its product is annotated as zinc transporter ZIP12-like. The transcript has 13 exons. NCBI's taxonomy places the organism in Eukaryota, Metazoa, Chordata, Actinopteri, Perciformes, Sebastidae. Gene Ontology annotation, biological process: intracellular zinc ion homeostasis; zinc ion import across plasma membrane. The record is from RefSeq and is a predicted model, not a curated record. The coding region runs from base 1792 to 3837 and encodes 681 amino acids. Gene Ontology annotation, molecular function: zinc ion transmembrane transporter activity. Gene Ontology annotation, cellular component: membrane.
UUAUAAGAAAAGAUAGAAACAGAGGUUUUGAUGACGAGCACAACAUGUUCAAUGGACACGAGUUCUGGCACUAUUAACUAAGCCAAGCUAAAUGCUAACAUCAGCAUGCUAACAUGCUCACAAUGACUAAGCUAGCAUGCUGAUGUUCAGCAGGUAUAAUGGUGUCUAGAAGAUAAGCCCCAAGUUGCGAAUCUCUCGCGAGAUGGUUAAGGUUAGGAUAUGUUGUCAGGCAGUGAGUCUUGCAAGAGUUUCUGCAAUUUGGGGCUUACCUUCUAGACAUGACCGGGCAUAAUGUUUACCAUGUUCACUCUCUUAGUUUAGCAUGCUAACAUUAGCUAAAUAACACUAAACAAAGUACAGCUGAGGCUGAAGGGAAUGUCAUCAGUGUAUUUGGCCAUAAACCAUAAUUAACCUAAUGGUGACGCUAGAUGAAAAGUAGGGCGAUCACCAAAGUCAUUAGGAUUCAUCCACUGGGCACCGUGAAUAUGUGUACCAAAUUUCACGUUAAUCCGUCCAAUAGUUGUAGAGCCAUUUCUCUAAAAAACAAAAAAGUCAACCUCUUGGCAGCGCUGGAUGAACAGUCAGGGGAUCAACAAAGUCAGUAGGAUUCAUCCUCUGAGAAACAUGAAUGGCUGUACCAAAUGUCAUGACAAUCUGUCCAAUAGUUGUUGAGAUAUUUGGAAUAAAGUGAUGGACCAACCGACCGACCAACCAAGUGGCAGACCAACAUUAGCAUGAGUGAUGGCUCUAGCAUGGCUAUAGAUCUCAAAUAAAGGCAAUAUUAAAAAAAAAUAAAAACUCCUAAAUAUUUAUCAGCCCUAUUCUUAUUUGAUUUAUUAAAGAUAUAAUAUUGUUAAACCGGGAUCACUUUUAUUUAAGUUAUUACAGGAGUAAGAGUGAGAAGGGGAUGCUUGCUUCCUGCCUUCUUCUGCCAACAAUUAUGUGGAAACUUUUGGGAAAUUGUUGAUGUUUGGAGAACCUUAACCACCCAUGUGACAGGAUCUCCAUCAGUGUCAUUGUCACUUUAUUUCACACAUAAGACCCCUUCUCAAAUGACUAGGUACUAUCCUACAGCAUUGUUCACUUUUGAUUGCAAACUGUAUAAGAAUAAUGUUUCCUUGUUUGUAUUUUGCUGUGGUUCUGUAUCUCCUUACUGCUGAUACAGACCAGCUUUGGUUGAAAUACCAAUUUUAAAUUGUUAUUUAGAUACCUCCUGUUGAUGACAGUGAGGCGUAUGACCAGAUUAUGAAACAUAAGCCAAAUGUAAAAGCUAAUUUAAAAUGUAAACGAAGCUUUUUAUUUGUGAAAAAUAUUUGUGAUUUGUAAAGAUUAUUUUGAUUAUAAUUAGAUCUGAGCCCAAUUUAGUAAAACUAUCAAGUGACGUCUGUUCUGUAAAUCUGCUUUUUGUUUAAAUUAUAAAUGAUUCAUGCUCAUUUUCAAAUUUUCUAAGUAUAACUCUGUCAGGCAUCAGCCAUUCAAUCCCCCCUACCAGCGGCUGGCCACCCCCAUCACUUAAUGUUGAAAAUGAGGCAGCAUUCUCCAUGGAAACCGCAGCCCUCUGAGGCUGUCGCAGCUAAUCCUCAGAGGCUUACUCAACUCUUACUGCUCGUAAGAGGGUUUUAACAGCAGCACCAAUGCCCAAGAAUUCUCCCCAAACCAGCUCUGGAUCUUCUGUUUAUCCCAGCGGAGGAGCAAAACAAACCGAGUUACGUACAGCAGCAGAGAGGAGCAGAGGGGUUCAUCAUCCGCUCUAAGCCAGUCCUGGGAGCUUGAGGGAGUCUUGGUAGGAACAUGCACUUCAGGAGCACUUUGCUGCUGCUUCUCUGUCUGCUGGAGCUGGAGGUGAGAGGGCAGGAGCGGGGGUACCUGCAGGAGGCUCUCGGGGCCUUGGAUCUGCCCCUGGGUACCAACGACGAGCCACAGCUCCAAAAGAACCACACCGGCGUCCUGAUCUCUAAGCUCCUCGGGGCAGUGCACUGUGCAGAGCGGACCGGCACCUCUCAGGAUGUCUGUGGCAAGUGCCUGACACCAGAUGUAGCUCUCUCUGUGCUAGAGCAUGAUGGGAAGGCUUACCUCACUGAGGAGGACUACCAGCGGAUCUCCACCGUUCUGCUGUACUACAUAAUCAACUUGCAAGACCUGUGUGUGUCAAAUGCCGCCUCCCUUUCUUCCUCCUCCUCAUCCUCAUCCCCCUCCUCAUUUGGGAACUAUCAGUUCUACCUUUUGGCACUCACUAAUAUACACCCGGCUGAGGACAACCGCUUCCUGUCGUCCAGAGAAACAGAAAGUAUCCUGCAGCUCAUCAACCAGCACUACGAGCCCUCCGAUCAGGACGCCUCAUCUGAUUUGCAAUGUAUCGAUGCCGCUCGCCUCCUUGAGGAUGUUAACGUACAAGAAGAUCCAGGGGCUGGUGUCUCGUCUGUGCCCAAACUGGCUGCGGCCAUCAUCAGCCACAUCCUGCAGGGCCGCUGCUUCAGACAGAGGAACCUCCCGUCUCCUGCUUUCUUCACCGACUACAUCUUCCAAUCCCUAAAUCGCACAAGUGACCUGCAGAUAAUAGAUUUAGAGGAGUUGCUCCAUCAGCUGGGAGUAGGACGGGAAGCAGCGACGCACUCUCACAACAGGAAGAGGCGGAGUUCACAGAAAGGGGCCGGGCCUCCGCCGGAUGGUUGCAACCAUGAAACUGGUGAACUGAGCAGAGACUGGGCACAGGUGUGUUUUUCAGCCAAUCAGCUAGUGGAUAUUUUUGCUCUGAAUCCUCAUUUGACAAUUUCCAAGGAGCACUUCAGACAAAUGUGCCCAGCCAUCAUUCAGCAGUUGCUAGGCAAUGCCUGCGAGUCUGCAGAGCAAAAACGAAGAGGAUCUCUGCCCACUGCUCUCGAGAAGUACGGCUACAGCACGGCCGCCGUCCUGCUCAUCACGGUGGGCUCCAUGCUCGGUAUCUGCCUCAUCUUCUUCAACUCCUGCCAGGAAACCUACGCGCUCAUCCUGCAGCUGUUUGUGGGUCUGGCAGUGGGAACCCUCUCAGGAGACGCUCUCCUGCACCUCAUACCACAGAUCCUUGGCCUCCAUGAUAACGCACACAGUCACGAUGGCGAACACUUUACAGAAGGGAAGGAGUAUCUGUGGAGGAUUUUGGGCAUAAUUGCAGGGAUCUACGGCUUUUUCCUCAUUGAAAGAAUCGUCUCCUUUUUUGUUCCCCAUGGCCAUGGUCAUAGUGACUUUCCCUUAGAGCUCAACUGCAACGGCCAGUCACAGAGGGGCAAGUCCAUCUCCACCAUACAGCUGGGGCCAGUGGAUGACCUGGAGUGUACAGAAGUAUCUCCUGAACAUGUAGACAUGAGGAGCUCUUCACAUCAGAGACAAGGGGUUCCUCUGCUGGCUGUGAUGGUAAUCGUGGGAGACAGCCUUCAUAACUUCGCCGACGGCCUGGUUGUCGGGGCGGCCUUCUCCUCUUCACCCGAGACUGGCAUGGCGACCACCGUGGCCAUCCUGUGCCACGAGAUCCCGCACGAGAUGGGGGACUUUGCAGUGUUGUUGAGCUCCGGGCUCUCAGUGAAGACUGCUGUGCUAAUGAACUUUCUCAGCGCUCUGACGGCCUUCAUGGGCCUCUACAUCGGACUGUUUGUUUCCUCGGAGAUGGAAGUGCAGCAGUGGAUAUUCGCUGUUACUGCUGGGAUAUUCCUCUAUUUGUCACUGGUAGAAAUGCUUCCAGAGAUGAGUCGGGUGAAGACGGACCGACCAUGCCUCAUGUUUCUCCUGCAGAACCUCGGCCUGCUGAUGGGUUGGGCCUGUCUCCUGCUCCUCGCUCUCUUUGAACAUGAACUCAAAUUCUAAAUGCAGUGAACGUGAGUCGUGACGUAUCUCCCUUCACACAGGGUCGAGCCCAAACAACUUGUUUUCUAGUGUUCUUUUGACUUGAAAGUGUUAGUGUGUCAUUAUUGGUCAACGAGUGAGUAUUUCAUGAUGUCGUAGUCUCAGCACUGGGUGGUAAAUGUACGUUAGCUGUAUGAAUCCUCUCUUUUUUUUUAUACUUCAUGAUUUAUUUUUGUAUGUUACAGUAGGUGUCUGGACACACUAAAUAGUUUAAACUCUAAUAAUGAUCCUAUUUGGCAGAUUCAGGUACAAUUGUGCAUAUUGUUCUGUGAAAUAUGUACGUUGCCUCAGACAAUCAAAUCAUUUGAUUUUGAAGUCUCACAAGCAAAAAUAUAAAGUUAAUCGUAAAAAGUAAA